AUGGCAACUAACACACCACCACACAUAUCAGCACACAUAUUCUAUGGAUUGAGAACAGACAUUCAAUAUAAUGCCCACUACAUGACGGAUUCCGAAAUUAUUUAUCCCGCCGGUGGAGUUAUUGUGAUCCAUAACCAUAUUCAAAAGAAACAGAAGUUUAUAAGACUUCAGGACAAACACAAACCUAUUAAAUCAUUGGUGUUGGCACCUAAUAGACGUUGGUUAGCGUUAAACGAAAUUGCCGAGGAGGGUCAAAAACCAAUCAUAACCAUUUACGAUCUAACUACAUAUAAAAGGCGUAAAAUUCUGACGGUGCCUUUCGAGAAUUCAACCGCUCGUGAAUUUGCUUGUGUACAAUUUACGUAUGAUUCAAAAUAUUUGGUAGCGAUAACUGGCGAGCCGGAUUGGUAUUUAUAUUAUUAUAAUUGGGAUAAAGGCAAGGUCGAAAGUCAUGCUAAGGCACAAAAUCCGAGUGGACAAGGCACUGUUGAAAGCGUCCAAUGUAACCCAACGGAUGCAACCCUUGUAGUCAUAACAGGGCCUUACACAUUUAGAAUCAUGAAUGUCUCUGAGACUGUCUGGAGACAGUGGGGUUGGUGCAAGGCUGAAAAUAUCAACGUAACCAGCUGUAUGUGGUUGACACCCGAUCGCAUUAUGUUCGGGACUGAUGCCGGGGUCAUCAUGGUGGUGUCGAGAAUGGUGAACUAA
This is a messenger RNA of Danaus chrysippus (African queen), 708 nucleotides long. NCBI's taxonomy places the organism in Eukaryota, Metazoa, Arthropoda, Insecta, Lepidoptera, Nymphalidae. The record is from the annotation of a GenBank genome assembly.